AUGCCCCAGAUGUUCGAGCUCGUCGGCCCCGGACUGGCGUUAAGACAGGGGGUGAACUGGAGGAGUGUAAAAAGGGAACCAUGAUACCUCGCCGUUAGAACCCGGGCCAUCUGUAGGCGGAGGGCAUUUACGGUGCAAGCUGCGCUUCUAGGACUACUGGUACCAGUAUACUAUGUUUUGUUGAAAUACAAUCCGACCCCGAUAAUCUCUUCUGAUCAAGCCUUAUACUCCCUUGGAUGAAAUGGUAUACAAGCUAUUUCAGGGGAGAUCAGGAUAUACUCCCAUACGGUACAUACGCGAGGAGAUAUCACUUGGUUUUAGUUGCUUAGCGGAAGAUCGAAACGGAAACUCCAGUGCAGUUACACUGCGCUCUUUUAACAUGGCGAGUCCAUUAGCAAGAUGAAUUGAUUCGCGCGCCUAGCGCCAAUUCGUCCCAGUAAGAAGUCGAACACUUUCUUCGUGAUAGAGCUGCGGAACCGACCUCAGAUUCGCUGCUGAAUUCCGGAUGGAAGCCGCCGGCGCAAGCGGGUGGAUUCCACAAUCGGCUGGGGCUGGCACUAAUAGAACCUUCAACGGUCUGCUAUUGAUCCGCCCAACCACAGAAUGCGAUACGGAGGACAAACAGGACACAGUUCACAAGUUUGCUACCAAUAGCUCUUGUGCCCCAGGUGGUACCCCACUACGAUGGAGCCCUGCGAUGGAAACUCCAGUUGCGAACGAAUAUGCUCAUGCUCGAUUUCGUCGCACAAAUUCCCCCGCCCUAACGAAGCCUGCCAAUCGGAUAAUUCAAAUUAAUAAUUCAUGCGCCCUCCCCACAAACCCCACGCAGAUUCAAUCCGCAAAGGCCAAUGGUUAA
Molecule: messenger RNA, 856 nt
Organism: Tuber aestivum (summer truffle)
Lineage: Eukaryota; Fungi; Ascomycota; Pezizomycetes; Pezizales; Tuberaceae
Source: the annotation of a GenBank genome assembly